CACACAAGCUGAGUGGUAGAAAACACCCGAAGUGUCAGAUCAAAUUCGAGGGCCCUGACUCACAAAUAUUCCACUCCUCCUCAACCGCGAUAAUCCAAUCUUUCAGUUUGCAUAGCAACAACUCCUCUUCCACGAUGAUCUGGCAAGAUUUUCUUGCAGCAACAGCACUCGGUGUAUCCGCUCACCUGGGCAUAUUCAUUCGAGGAGAAUGGCAUCUUCGUGCACCCAGUGUUGUUGCCUGCCAUGUAGCUGCUCUAGCCGCAGGCAUCUCCCUGCAUAUCCAUAAAAGCCCCGAAGCAGCAAGUUCUAUAGCAGUAUGGUGGCUACAAUGCUUUUCGUAUUAUCUGUUUGGCAUGUUCACCAGCAUCACUAUUUAUCGUCUGUUCUUCCACCGUAUCGGCCACUUCCCUGGUCCUCGCGCUGCAGCCGUUAGCAAAUUGUGGAGUGUCUACAAGUGUCGGGAUUCGCGAAACCACUUGUUCCUUGAUGGACUACACAAGAAAUAUGGUAACUUUGUGCGGACAGGUCCCUCUGAAAUUACCAUCUUCCACCCCAAGGCAUGGGAAGCCAUGGACGGAGCUGGCAAUGCCAAUAUCCGCUCCGAUUGGUAUGAUAUAGUGCAUCCGCGUGUUUCGCCUAUCUUCUCCCGUAAAGAGGAGGAUCACACUGAGCGACGCAAAGUAUGGAAUCGAGCACUGUCAACAAAAUCAAUUCGAGAGUAUCUCCCUCGCAUCCUCGAGCAAAUCGGGACAUUAGAGUCGAUCAUUGCAAGUGCAAACAGCCAGCCAGUAGUACCCAACGACAUCAUGCAAUGGUUUGCCUUUGACUCUAUGGGUGAAUUCGCCUUCAAUGAGAACUUUAGCAUGAUGAAAACUAAGACAUGGCACCGCGCUAUCAUGCAACAGCGCUCUGCACUCGCUAUUCUCGGCUCGCUCAAUCACACCGUUUGGGCUAUUCGAUUGGCGUUUGCAUUUCUGGCCCGCUUCUGGCGUGUGAAGGACUGGAUGGGAAUGAUCUCUUUCUGUGAUCAAUGCAUGGAGCGCCGGCUUCAGACUGAGGCUACACAGCCGGAUAUUGCUUCUCAUUUUAUUAAAGAGUUCCACGAAGGGAGGAACGAGAAGAAUUGGGUGGCCAAGAAGCAAUUGCUGAGUGGAAACACUGUUUCGGUCAUUGUGGGUGGAAGCGACACAACUGGUCCGAGUCUGAUCCUGCUGUGGUACUUCAUGGCACUGUAUCCCGAGCAGGCCGAACGCGUAUACCAAGAGGUCAAGGAUGUCGAUCCAUCCGAUAUCAAUACUCUGGCAAACCUGCCAUGUCUCAAUGGUUUCAUCAACGAGAGUAUGCGACUCAUCCCCGCCGCUCUCACCAUGGGCACACGCACGACUCCUGAGGAGGGCAUGACAGUAGACGGAACAUACAUUCCUGGCGGCAUCAAGGUUGCUGCGCCCAAGUAUACAAUUUUCCGAAUGGAAAGCGCAUUCGAAGAUCCACUGUCCUUCAUCCCAGAACGCUGGUAUAGCCGACCAGAAAUGAUCCGCGACAAGAGCGCUUUUGCACCCUUUGGUGUUGGUCGCCGUGUGUGCGUUGGAAAGAACCUAGCUCUUACUCAGAUUCGCUUGGUAGCUACGAUCUUGCUUUCACGAUAUCACGUCCGUUUUGCCCCCGGCGAGACUGGCGAGGCUGUGGAGCGCGAUAUGCGAGAUCAGUUAACCGCGCAGCCUGGUCGCUAUGCGGUAGUUUUUGAGCCGCGAAGUCAAGCUGUCUCAUCUUGAUUGUUGUUCGUUUUUUCAUUCAUGCAGCAGGAAAGUUUUGUUUUACUAUGUAUCUCUGAGUUCUGAGACUAGAUACCCAAGUCAUCCAAUUGUAACCUCU
Messenger RNA from Penicillium subrubescens, 1872 nucleotides. Its product is annotated as cytochrome P450. Gene Ontology annotation, molecular function: oxidoreductase activity, acting on paired donors, with incorporation or reduction of molecular oxygen; monooxygenase activity; heme binding. The record is from RefSeq and is a predicted model, not a curated record. NCBI's taxonomy places the organism in Eukaryota, Fungi, Ascomycota, Eurotiomycetes, Eurotiales, Aspergillaceae. Bases 135 to 1772 code for a protein of 545 amino acids. The transcript is spliced from 6 exons.